Penicillium diatomitis is the source of this 3036-nucleotide messenger RNA. RefSeq names its product U5 snRNP component Snu114, putative. The record is from RefSeq and is a predicted model, not a curated record. Gene Ontology annotation, molecular function: translation elongation factor activity; U5 snRNA binding; GTPase activity. Lineage: Eukaryota; Fungi; Ascomycota; Eurotiomycetes; Eurotiales; Aspergillaceae. Gene Ontology annotation, cellular component: U4/U6 x U5 tri-snRNP complex; U2-type catalytic step 2 spliceosome; cytosol. Gene Ontology annotation, biological process: mRNA splicing, via spliceosome. Bases 1 to 3036 code for a protein of 1011 amino acids. The transcript is spliced from 3 exons.
AUGGAUGACCUAUAUGAUGAGUUCGGUAAUUACAUCGGUGAAGCCGAGUCCGAUGAGGAGCAGCAGGAGCAGGUCCCUCAGGCUUUCAAGUUCGAUGAAGCCUUUGAAGAUGAUGAAGAAGAGUCGGUGGUCAAUGACCAGCAGUUAAUGGAAGUUGAUGGUAAGAUCUGUUCGCGUUCGCCGGAGAUGAAAGUUCGCGACGGCAGGUUGAGCCCCAAUGUGCUAAUUUGCGCCUGGCAUACAGAUGGUCCUUCAAAUGCGGUCAUCCUCCAUGAAGAUAAGCAAUACUAUCCCAGCGCACAGCAAGUAUAUGGUGAAGAUGUCGAGACUAUGGUCCAAGAAGAAGAUGCGCAGCCGCUGUCCGAGCCGAUAAUUGCGCCAGUCACCAAGAAGAAAUUUGCGAUUGCGGAGACAGAGCUUCCUCCCGUCUAUUACUCGCGAGAGUUUAUGUCAGAUCUGCUCAACUUCCCGGAUCAAAUACGAAACGUUGCUGUGGUGGGCCACUUGCACCAUGGCAAGACAGCGUUCAUGGACAUGUUGGUCCGACAAACACACGACUUGUCCGCGCGAUUGGAGAAACGCCAAGGCAAGCGCAAGGAAGAGCAACUGCGUUACACCGACAUUCACUUCUUGGAACGUGAGAGAGGUGUCUCCAUCAAGGCCGCGCCAAUGAGUUUGGUGCUCCAAGGAACCAAGGGAAAGUCUCACCUGGUCAACAUUAUUGAUACCCCAGGCCACGUGAACUUUGUGGAUGAAGUUGCUUCAUCAAUCCGCCUGGUGGAUGGUGUCGUUUUGGUGGUGGAUGUUGUGGAAGGCGUACAAGCGAAUACGGAGCAGAUCGUCAAGCAUGCUGUUUUGGAGGAUCUUCCACUGACGUUGGUGGUGAACAAGAUGGAUAGGCUCAUUCUGGAACUCAAACUUCCACCCAAUGACGCCUACUUCAAGCUCAAGCAUGUGAUUGAAGAAGUUAACACUCUUAUUGAAAGCAUUGUUCCUGGUCAGGGUGAACGGCGACGUUUGAGCCCGGAGAAGGGCAACGUCGCAUUUGCUUCAAGCUCUAUGAAUUGGUGCUUCACUCUCGAGUCAUUUGCUCGUAUGUACGCCGAUACGUAUCCCAAACUGGAUUCCGCCGAGUUCGCAGCCCGCCUCUGGGGCGACAUCUUCUACAACCCCCGGAGUCGCAAGUUCACCCGCAAAGGCGUCGAGGAAAACUCAAAGCGUGCCUUUGUGAAAUUCAUCUUGGAGCCUAUCUACAAGCUCUAUUCGCACACAAUCAGUGAAAGUCCAGAAGACUUGAAGCGGACGUUGGCUAGUGUGGGUGUCCAUCUGAAACCAUCUCAACUAAAGACCGACGCAGCUGAGCUGCUCAGACUGGUGUGCGAUCAGUUCUUUGGAGCUCCCACCGGAUUUGUGGAUAUGAUUGUGCAGCACGUGCCUUCACCCGUGGACGGCUCUCAAAGAUUGUUGGAACGAUACUACACCGGUCCGACGGACACUAAGGUUGCCGCGUCCAUGUCUAACUGUGAUUCGGAUGGACCAUUGGUUGUUCAUGUUACCAAACUCUUCGGUACUGUCGAUGCCAGCGGGUUCAACUCUUUCGGUCGUAUUCUGAGUGGUACCGCUCGGCCUGGGCAACAGGUUCGUGUUCUGGGAGAGGGAUACACCCCGGACGAUGAAGAGGACAUGGUGAUUGCGACUAUUUCGGAUACGUGGAUUGCAAACACAUGCUACAAUAUCUCUACCGAUGGCGUGCCGGCCGGUAACUGGGUCCUGUUGGGCGGCGUUGAUAAUUCCAUCGUGAAGACGGCCACGCUUGUGGCUCUAAAGUUGGAAGAUGACGAAGAACCAUACAUUUUCCGUCCUAUUCGUCAUAUGACGGAGUCCGUCUUCAAGGUGGCGGUGGAGCCUGUGAACCCCUCUGAGCUUCCCAAGAUGCUGGAUGGAUUGAGGAAGGUCAACAAAAGUUAUCCACUCAUUUCAACAAAGGUUGAGGAAUCUGGUGAGCACAUUGUUUUGGGAACGGGCGAACUUUACAUGGACUGCGUUCUUCAUGACCUUCGGCGAUUAUAUUCAGAGAUGGAAAUCAAGGUUUCCGAUCCGGUCACGCGCUUCUGCGAGACCGUGGUUGAGACCUCGGCCAUCAUGUGUUACUCCAUCACGCCAAACAAGAAAAACAAGAUCACCAUGAUCGCUGAACCGCUCGACGACGGGAUCGCUGAGGAUAUUGAGAGCGGGAAAGUCAGCAUCAAGGACCCCAUCCGUAAGGUGGCACGCUAUUUCGAAGAUAAUUACGACUGGGACAAGCUUGCAGCUCGAAGCAUUUGGGCCUUUGGUCCGGAGGAAAUGGGUCCCAAUAUCUUGCAAGACGAUACGUUACCUUCGCAGGUGGAUAAGAAGCUUCUUGGAACUGUCCGAGACUCGAUCACGCAGGGCUUCAGCUGGGGCACGAGAGAGGGUCCCCUAUGUGAAGAACCUAUUCGAAACACCAAAUUCCGACUUACUGAUGUAUCCCUUGCGGAUCAAGCCAUUUACCGUGGCGGUGGCCAAAUCAUUCCCACUGCCCGUCGGGCCGUUUACUCUUCCUUCCUGAUGGCUUCCCCUCGAUUGAUGGAACCCAUCUACGCCUGCACGAUGACCGGUCCCGCCGACGCCGUGGCCUCGGUCUACACCGUCCUCUCCCGCCGCCGUGGUCACGUCCUGUCCGACGGGCCCAUUGCCGGUACUCCGCUCUACUCGGUCCGCGGCUUGAUCCCCGUGAUCGACUCCUUCGGCUUUGAGACCGACUUGCGCAUCCACACUCAAGGCCAGGCUAUGGUGAGUCUCGUGUUUGACAAGUGGAGCGUCGUCCCCGGGGAUCCCCUGGAUCGGGACGUGAAGCUGAAGCCUCUGGAGGUGGCUAGUGCCAUGGCCACCGCGCGGGACUUUGUACUGAAGACUCGGCGUCGCAAGGGUCUGGCGGAAGAUGUCACCGUCAGCAAAUUCCUGGAACCUGAGUUGUGGAAGGGUCUGCAAGAGAGUGGUGUUCUGGAUUCAUAA